Molecule: messenger RNA, 1487 nt
Organism: Lactuca saligna
Lineage: Eukaryota; Viridiplantae; Streptophyta; Magnoliopsida; Asterales; Asteraceae
Source: the annotation of a GenBank genome assembly
CCCAAAAGGUAAAAUUCAAUAACCACCACCAGGACAAAUUCAUGUGGAGUAAGCCAAGAAAUCUUGACAAACAACAAAUCCCUACCAUGACCACAUAACAACCCUCUUUCUCCUCCUUCCCAAAGGCCAAAACAACAAAUUACCAUUUUAUAACUUAAAUCAAAUCCAAGCAUUUAUUACGAAAAAAAAUGAAUUUAUUCAAUUAAUUGUUUAUUUUAUUUCAUUUACAAAACAAAAUCUCUUUCAACCAUGAUGGAAUCAAUUUGCUGUUUUCCAUUAUAAAAUUUACUGCAAACUUCAACGUUCCUCUCCUCUCUACCCUUAUGGAUUCCGAUUUUUGGACCGCUCGUCUCGCCGCCGCGAAGCGGCAAUUCACGAUGCAACACCACCAUCACCACCACCACCAGAGCUCCCAUCUGGAUCGGUUGAACGUUGAUGAUUUCGAGGUCGAAGAAGAAAUCCGACCCGAUUUUCCAUGCCCUUAUUGUUAUGAGGAUUUUGACAUCGGGUCCUUGUGUUCCCAUCUCGAAGAUGAACACUCUUUUGAAUCUAGAGCCACUAUUUGUCCAGUUUGCUCUGCUAAAGUGACAAGAGAUAUGUUAAGCCAUAUCACUCUGCAACAUGGACACUUGCUCAAAAUAUCCUUUUUAGAUUUUGCCAUAGAAAAUUGGUGUUUUGAUCGACGCCGUAGAUUACGCAGAGUGGCGGUUCCAAACAGUCAAGCACUUUCCCUUUUGGGGCGGGACCUACGGGAGGCUCAUCUGCAAGUGCUUCUCGGAAGCGGCGGCGGUGGUGGCGGCGGUUUCCGUUCAAAUAUCACCACCUCAUCGGCGGCAAGUGUGGCGGCUUCUGAUCCGUUUCUUUCUUCUUUGGUUCUAAACUUUCCGGCGUCUGAAGCUGAAGAGAUAUCCAAAUCGAUCGCGUCAAAUGUGGAAGAAAGUCCCAUGAAGUGUCAAACUCCACAACAUAUAUGGAAAUCAAGUUUUGAUUCUUCAUUAAGUUCUGAAGAACGGGAAAAGAGAAUGAAACGAGCUGCUGGACAAGCCGUUUUUCUACAAGAUCUGCUAAUAUCAACGCUUUUAUCGGACUAAAGUGGGACCCGAGAGGAAGAGCUGAAUAAGUUUUUAUUUGCAAAUAUAAUGUUAAAAUUAUUUGCUUUUAAAAAAAGGUCACAAAAUCACAAUAGAACAGGUCAUUGGUAAACCGAUUGAGCAAAAAUCUUUGUUGUAUAAGUUUCGAUCUGUUGUUCUUCGGCUCUUGCCCUCUUGAUUGACCCGUGUUGUAUGAGCAAAUAUGAUGUUUUUUCUUUCUUUUCUUUUUUCUUUCAUGUUAACAAAAUCGGUGAUGUUUAUUUCUGAUUGUUUUGUUUAUGGUACAAAUUUCCUGUUUUGUGAAACGUUUGUUGGAUUGUGUAUGUCUUUUUUUUUUUUUGGAUGUUUGUUUGAAUGCAUGUUAGUGAUUUGUACACAACAGUGUUUUGCCAUACA